This is a messenger RNA of Acanthaster planci (crown-of-thorns starfish), 1066 nucleotides long. Its product is annotated as insulin-like peptide 02. NCBI's taxonomy places the organism in Eukaryota, Metazoa, Echinodermata, Asteroidea, Valvatida, Acanthasteridae. Gene Ontology annotation, molecular function: hormone activity. The record is from RefSeq and is a predicted model, not a curated record. Gene Ontology annotation, cellular component: extracellular region.
ACAUGUACAUUCUGCCUGUAAUUAACAGAAAAAUAAGGAAACCCCAUUGCUAUUGAAAAAGGUGUGUGCACACAGCAAAGGUGGCCGUAAAACCCAGUACAGGUAUCGUGCGCGCAUGCAGUCCACGUACAAUUCAGUACACAUAUAUGCACACAGCUGUGUCUAUGACAACGCCACGCCAUUGGAUUUCCCAAAGUUUCGGUAAAAGUAUACAACUGUUGCGAAAAGUUAAUUUUAUCGGAAGAGCGCCACCGCGCGAUGUCAAAGAAAAAGGCUGCGAGACGAUUGUCAGGCCGCGUGAGCGGAACGCAGAAAAUCAGUACCAAAUGAUGGCCGGAUAAAGGACGAUACCUGCAAUGUUUCGACGCAGUCAGACCUGGACCACAGAAUAUAAGGAAUGUGAAGUGUGCACCUAUAAUGUCAUGUCACAUGUGGAAGGAACACCCCCCUUUUAUGUAGCUAAUCCAGAUGGUGUAGAGGCUUGGCGUGUACUGCUGCUUCUAGUGCAACCUUCGUCGUUAACACCGUUAGUUCAACAGCUUGCAAGAACCACCAUCAUCAUGAAUCGAUUCAUCGCUUUGCUGCUGCUUUGCGCCAUUGCAGUACAACAAAUCAAUGGCCACCCGGACGCAGAUGCUAAACAUGGAGGGAAUUUGGCUUACCGUGCCAAUUAUUGUGGUGCGACUCUUUACGAGAAAGUACGUGAGACUUGCCAUGCCGUCCGUGGAGUCUCCAACCAAGAGUUUCUGGAUUCAAAGGACGCCAACACAUUCUUGUUCGGACGUGGUAUCGAAAAGCGAGGUUUGCACCACGAAUGCUGCACUGAAGGAUGCAGCAUCGAGGAGAUUUAUGAAUCCUGCUAAAGGAGACACUGACCUGGCUAAUUUCUUGCCAUCGGCGUAUUCAGCUUUACAACAAAUAGAGUUUUCCGUCUUAUUCCAAGAUAUGAGUGGUGGUGGUUUCUUCGCCGAAAUGAAUAUCAAGUAAAAUGGCAUUUGCUUCCUUUUAUGACAGUUCGCGAACAUUGAAUGGGCAGGUCCUAGUUUAAACCCUUUUACCUCCCAUU